CACCCAUCAUGGAGGAGCAUGGUCUGUGUUCCACUGAAGUGCCAGCUGGGAACAACACCAGCUCCAGAGAAACAAAUCUGUCUGCUCAGGAGAGCCACAUCACCAGUUCUGAAGUUCUUGAAGCAAUAGAAAAUGUUAUUCAAGGUGUAGUUCAAAGCCUGGCCCAAAAAAAAGCACCUGUGCUCACGCUGGCUAACAGAACUGAUUGGAGGAACAUAGAAUUUAAAGAUUCUGUAGGUCUGCAGAUGAUACCACGAAGUACUAUAAAACAAAUAAGAAGUGACUGCCCUCAAUCAGCAAAAAGAUUUGCAUUGGUGCUCAAAAUAUUAUCUAUGAUCUAUAAGAUGGUGCAGAGCAACACUUAUGCAACUAAAAGAGAUAUAUAUUACUCAGAUACUCUACUAUUUGGCAGCCAAAGUAUAGUGGACCAAAUAAUCAAUGACAUUUCUUGCAUGCUUAAGAUACCUCGGAGAAGUCUACAUAUACUGUCCACAACUAAAGGUUUUGUUGCUGGUAAUUUAAGUUACACUGAGGAGGAUGGUACAAAAGUGAAUUGUACCUGCAGUACAACAGCAGUUGCUGUGCCAUCUAAUGUUCAAGGAAUUAAAAAUUUAAAUUCACAUGCCAAAUUCAUGUUAAUUGUAGAAAAAGACGCAACCUUUCAGAGACUCCUGGAUGAUGACUUCUUCAGUAAAGUGUCCCCAUGUAUCAUGAUCACGGGAAGAGGCAUACCAGAUCUUAAUACACGACUUUUGGUCAGGAAGCUGUGGGAUUCUUUUAAAAUUCCUAUUUUCACCCUUAUGGAUGCAGAUCCACAUGGUGUAGAAAUAAUGUGCGUCUACAAAUAUGGAUCUGUGUCCAUGUCUUUUGAGGCCCACCACCUCACUGUUCCCUCUAUCAAGUGGCUUGGUCUCCUCCCAUCUGAUCUCAAGAGAUUAAACAUAUGCAAAGAUGCCCUGAUUCCAUUUACAAAGCAAGAUGAAAAUAAGUUAGCAAGUAUUCAAAAGAGACCUUACAUUGCUUGUCAGCCACUGUGGAAAAAGGAGCUGGAAAUUCUGGCAGCAACUAAACUGAAAGCUGAAAUUCAAGUUCUAACUUCUCUCUCAUCAGAUUACCUGUCCAGAGUCUACUUACCAAACAAACUGCAGUUUGGUGGAUGGCUAUGAAUGCUGCUCUGCAAAUUAAAUGUUUUUUCUAUAUAUUUAUUUAUUUAUUUWGACUGCUCUUGAGAGAAAAAAAGGUGCAGAGACAGAGAAGUAUCUGUCAGUUUGUUGUUCUGUUUCUUUAUCACUGCAUCUAGACURUAAUUUUCUCUUUUUCUUCGUUCAAACCAUAAGUGAAAUUAUGAUUUUUGCAGAAUAUUGCUAUUUCCAUUCUGUGGUUUCUGCCGUGAAACGGUGCCAAAUGCAAUGGUACACACAGAAAAGAUAAUGAAAUAUGUUCUUUCUGGCCAGAAAAAYGUGAAGUUCAAAAAUGUAUCCAGAAAUUGUUUUGCUUCUGUGUUAAAGCACAGGAUGAUGCUGUACCAAGCUUUUUAUUUUUGAAGGGAGUGAAAUUUAUUGCACAUGCCUCCUUUUGGAUU
Messenger RNA from Malurus melanocephalus (red-backed fairy wren), 1582 nucleotides. It is a transcript of the gene SPO11, whose product is annotated as SPO11 initiator of meiotic double strand breaks. Gene Ontology annotation, molecular function: DNA topoisomerase type II (double strand cut, ATP-hydrolyzing) activity; ATP binding; DNA binding. Gene Ontology annotation, biological process: meiotic DNA double-strand break formation; reciprocal meiotic recombination; meiotic DNA double-strand break processing. The record is from RefSeq and is a predicted model, not a curated record. Gene Ontology annotation, cellular component: nuclear chromosome. Bases 9 to 1166 code for a protein of 385 amino acids. Lineage: Eukaryota; Metazoa; Chordata; Aves; Passeriformes; Maluridae. The transcript is spliced from 13 exons.